AUGGCCUGUGAUUGCAAGUGUGGGCAGGUGCUGCAGGCUGAGCUUGCCGAGCUCAAGCAGCGACGACAAGAGCUGCGCGAGGCCUUCAAAGCUAACAAAGCACACAUGAAGGCCGCGCAGAAGCGAAAGGCCAAGUUGGUCAAGGCAGCUCGUCAACUUUCGGUGUCGGACUUGCAGAACUUGCUCGGAUCGAUGACGGCCGAGCGCACUGAGUGAGUGAAAACAACAAAAGCUGUCCAGGCUGCAAGAAAGUUGGCGCAGUGGCUUGCGAGGCCGUUGAGUAGCCAGAAAUGAGAUGCCUCAAGUUUCACUAGUUGCUGUCAGGUUGGAUUGCAACAGAGCUCUUGGAAGGUCUCACAGAAAUUGAUGAAACGUGUUAAACACGUGGUCGCUUUAAGAGCUUCACUUGCCAUGUGAGAAAA
Molecule: messenger RNA, 422 nt
Organism: Cladocopium goreaui
Lineage: Eukaryota; Dinophyceae; Suessiales; Symbiodiniaceae
Source: the annotation of a GenBank genome assembly